Messenger RNA from Trichophyton benhamiae CBS 112371, 1272 nucleotides. RefSeq lists its product as uncharacterized. The coding region runs from base 1 to 1272 and encodes 423 amino acids. Lineage: Eukaryota; Fungi; Ascomycota; Eurotiomycetes; Onygenales; Arthrodermataceae. The transcript is spliced from 2 exons. The record is from RefSeq and is a predicted model, not a curated record.
AUGCCUGGCUCAACGGAUAUUAUUUCCUUUCCGGUCAACAAAGGGGAUUGGACCUCCGCAGCAACAAAAUGCAAACUGAAGAACGAGAGUAUCCACAGUAAAACUUGCAAUUCAGCAUCAAAGAUCUCCGAAGAGCAGUAUCUCUUGCUUCGCAGUUUCUGGGUGACUCGUUCGCCAGGUACAAUAGAAAGCUGGGGAAUAAAAACCAUACCUAAGGCGACGGAGUGGCUCCGGGAAUACGAUGAUUGGCAGAAAUAUCUCAAAAACCUGGGCUCCCAAGCUACAAUGCCUGUCCCACGGCUCGGUUCAUUCUCUUACGUUUGUCUAUCCCGUCUCCAGGUAACCAGGCUUCCAGAGGAAUAUGAAGAAGAGGAAGAGGAUAAAAACGUCAACUUCAGCCCAAUUGCAUCGCGGCUUCGAUCUUCCGACUACAAGGUAUUUCUUGAAAGUCCGACAAAAGCGGCUGCGGAGAGGAAAAGGUUGGACCAGUCUAUGGGUACCAAUAAAUUUGCACAAAUGCUACAGCAAUUAAGCAUCAAAGAAGGCGCCGGUGACAACAGCUCGGACGAGGAUAUAAAGGGUAAAGGGAAGGUGAAAGACGAUCAGGACGAAUCAGCUUCUAUUACCGGCAGUGAUAGCUCUCAUGCACAUUCUUGGGUACAGAUGAGCCCUAACUCCUUCCGCAAGGCAUUCCCCAAAGUGGAAGAUGAGCAAAUCGUGAACGGCUUUUUGAUUGCUUUCCUGGCCACACUUUGUAUGCAUCACCCAGAGGUGGAACUCGAGUGGUCCCCUGUCAGAAAGGGGUUCAAAUUUGGCAAAUCUCCGGACACAGCCGGGGAAACGAAGUCAUUCCUCUUCGAAGCAAGGACUGAUGGCCAUCUAUCGAAGCCAGUGCUGAGAAAGACAGACAUACGAUCUACGGUGAUCGUCGAGGUCAAACCAACACUUCGGGCUUAUAACAAUCGUGUCAUUUACCAAGCCACUGCCCAAAUGGCAGCUUGGAUAUAUGAGGAACCAGAUGAGCCGGGAAGCCAAGAGCCAUAUCGACGCGCAAUGAUUCUGCAAGAACGCCAGGAAAUCAGGUUAGUCAUAGCUAAGUAUGACAGUAAUUAUGUCAAUUACCUCAAAAAUACUGCAAAUGCAGUGGCCACCAUAUCCCUAUUGGAGAUGCACGAGGUACGAGUGUGGGAUAUCGAGAAGGAGAAUGAAAUGAAAGAAUUUGGAAACAUCCUUCUCGCACUCGUCCUACAGGGUGGCAAGCUCCUACAUUAG